CAAAAGUUUGCAACUACAAACGGCAACGUUUAAUCACGCACUAUAUAAUAGAAGAUCGCACCUCCGCAUGCCCAAAAUUCAUACAGAAGGAUAGAGAUCGAAAUCUCCCCCAAAAUUAGUGCUGAUUCCCACGAGAAGACAAAAAAAUGUCUUCAUUAGCAGCAGCAAGAGCUGAUAAUUUCUACUACCCCCCAGAAUGGACUCCAAAACAGGGUUCUUUGAACAAGUUUCAUGGCCAGCAUGCUCUCAGGGAGAGAGCAAAAAAGAUAGACCAGGGCAUUUUGAUAAUCAGGUUCGAGAUGCCAUUCAAUGUAUGGUGUGGUGGUUGCAAUUCUAUGAUUGCAAAGGGUGUUCGGUUCAAUGCAGAGAAAAAGCAAGUGGGGAACUAUUAUUCUACAAAGAUAUGGAGCUUCACCAUGAAAUCUGCAUGCUGCAAACAUGAAAUUGUUAUUCAGACAGAUCCGAAAAAUUGUGAAUAUGUGAUUAUUAGUGGGGCUCAACGAAAGACUGAGGAGUUUGAUGUUGAGGAUGCAGAAACAUUUGCACUUCCUGCAGAUGAAGAGAGGGGUAAGUUGGCGGAUCCAUUUUAUCGUCUUGAACAUCAAGAAGAGGAUUUGCAGAAGAAGAAAGAAGCUGAGCCAGUGCUAGUUCGGCUUCAACGAGUAUCUGAUGCUCGGCAUUCAGAUGACUAUGCUCUUAACAAGGCUCUUCGAGCCCAACUUAGAAGUCAAAAGAAAAGAGUUGCUGAAGAAGAGGUCGCUUCAAGGAAAAUGGGACUUGGCAUAAGACUGCUUCCGACUACUAAAGAAGAUUCUGUCGUCGCAGCAAAUGUGAAGUUCUCUUCCAAGUUUGACAAAAAUAGAAGGGAUAAGCGAGCAUUAAUUAAUGCAACUUCAAUCUUUCCAGAAUCUUCUGUACCCUCCUCGUCCAAUAAGAAGCGAUUGGAGCUAGAAGCCAAGAGAAGGAAAAUCAGUGCAGCUGCAGCAUCAAACUUGCUGAGAGGGGGAUUUAAGCCAUCUUCAUGGUCGCGGGGUGCGGUUUCUUCAAUCAGGCAUAAGUGAAUAAAUUCAAGACAUUUUUAGCUAUGGAUAUUAUGCGUAACUGAUGUUUCUCUGCAUUUGGAUUUAAUAUCUAUGUGUGGAAUUUUUUUCUCCUUUGCCUGCUCUAGGUGGCAUUGGAUCAUGUACAUAGCAGUGUCUGCUACUUUGUUCUCCUUUUUACUGGCCCUUAUUUUCUAGGGCGCCAACGGAGGUUAUAGCAAGUAUUUUGGGUGUCGUAUUCAGCUAGUAAUCUCAAACAGGGAAGUGAACGACAGUUAUCGAAUAUUCUAAUAGAAAUUCCUUUCCCCGUCUGGGUAAGAA
Molecule: messenger RNA, 1361 nt
Organism: Hevea brasiliensis (rubber tree)
Lineage: Eukaryota; Viridiplantae; Streptophyta; Magnoliopsida; Malpighiales; Euphorbiaceae
Exons: 6
Coding region: 147-1061 (304 amino acids)
Biological process (GO): mRNA splicing, via spliceosome
Cellular component (GO): U2-type spliceosomal complex; post-mRNA release spliceosomal complex
Source: RefSeq, a predicted model, not a curated record